CUCUGCCCUAUCCCAACUUCCCAAGGGCCGCCCGAGCUCAACCCUUUUUGUCCCGACCGCGCUGCCGUAACGUGUGCUUGGUGUCGGGUGCCUGGUGCCGGGACUGUCACCGUCAUGACAGACAUAGCGGAUCGGAAGCUGCGCGUGGCCGUGGCGGUGUCCUUCGCCUCCGGCUUCUUCCUGGGCUGGCAAGCGUGCCGCAUGUGGAGGCGCUUCCUGGGCUGGCGGAAGCGACGGCUGCAAGAACAGCUGCGAGAAACACAGAGGCGGCUGGACAUGUACUGAGCCGCCUUCGCCCUCCCAGCCCGGCGGCAGCAGCAGUGGUGGCGCCACCGGCCUGAGGACCUGGCCCGGCCCGGCCCGGCCCACCUCGUUCCGUCCAGACUCCAGCGCUUCUUGAAGAUGGAUAUAGAGAACUGGACAGAAACAAUUUUCUCCUACAGCUUAUCAAUUGGUUUUUAUCCUAAAAAUUAAAAAAAUUGGACACCUUUUGAAUCUACUUUUUUUUAAAAUGAGAAAACAGUGCUGAGUAUCCUCAUUUGCUGAAUACUUUUGUAGAACCAGGGAUCAGAAGAAUAAGAUUAUUUCAUCUGGUAAUAAUGGUUAUACCUGAAUAAGCCAUUUUGCUCACAAGGACUUUGUGAAAAUAAGUGAGAUGUUAUAUGUGAGAUGCUUUGAAUUUCUGAGAAGAUUCCAAAGAAGUACAAGAUGUACCUAUAAUAGUAUUGUUAUUGGCAAGAAUCUUGUUUGUGAAAAUAAUUUGUGAAACUAUGUGAGUUGAAGUACUUCAAUGUUGACUAUAAAUUUUGUAAUCUAUUCUUGACUUAAUUUGCCAGUUCAAAGGUACUAUGAUAUUUUUUUAAAGGAAAAAAGUGCCCUUGAUUAUGGUAAUAUAGCAAGUAUGCCAUUCUACCUCCACAAAAGAUAAGAAGUAUCUAUGUCACCUUUGGUGCUUGAGCUGGUUUCUAAAACAGGGCCCUUCAUUGUAUUCAUAUAGUUAAAUCUAUUAGUGGCCUCAGUGAUAUGGAUGUUCUCUUCAUGCAUGCAGUUUGCAAUCCAUUUGUACUUUCAUAUCCUAUGUGACUCAAUCCAUAAACUUGCAUAAGUUUGACACAGGAUCCACCCAGCAUGUUAAGGGUCUUCAAUUUCUUUUGGUAGAGAGAAGAUGACAGUAUAACAGAUGGGCUGUCCAUCAGUUAUCUCACUUGUGACAUGACAGGCCCAUCUUUUGUGUGUAUACAUUUCUUUGGUGACAUCCUUUACCUCAGUUUUAUCAAAAUUCAUAGCCUGUUUACACUUACCACAUGCAUACCAUUGCCCUCUGAGUGAUCAUUUUUAAUUCUGAAGAGACUGUUCUAUGACUGAGUCAUAAAAGAUACUAACAGAAUAUUGGUAUUGAAAAGAUGGACCUUUGUUUCAAGAUACUUUAAAGGAGCUUAGACAUUAGACCAGGGGUAUCAAACUCAAGGAGCCAAAUAAAAGCACAGUACAACAUAA
Messenger RNA from Dromiciops gliroides (monito del monte), 1497 nucleotides. RefSeq names its product mitoregulin (gene MTLN). The record is from RefSeq and is a predicted model, not a curated record. Bases 115 to 285 code for a protein of 56 amino acids. Gene Ontology annotation, cellular component: mitochondrial inner membrane. Lineage: Eukaryota; Metazoa; Chordata; Mammalia; Microbiotheria; Microbiotheriidae. The transcript is spliced from 2 exons. Gene Ontology annotation, biological process: positive regulation of mitochondrial membrane potential.